Mesitornis unicolor (brown roatelo) is the source of this 499-nucleotide messenger RNA. RefSeq lists its product as uncharacterized. The transcript has a single exon. The annotation marks the transcript as partial. The record is from RefSeq and is a predicted model, not a curated record. NCBI's taxonomy places the organism in Eukaryota, Metazoa, Chordata, Aves, Mesitornithiformes, Mesitornithidae.
AAAACACUUAGAGCAACUCAAAGAAGAAAGUAUGUUAGCUGAGGAACGACAUCAAAAGAGUAUAGAGCAAUUAAAACAAGAAAAAUUAAAUGAGGUUAAUAUUGCCCUGAGUAUUGCACAAAAGGAGAAUCAGAUUGAGACUGAAAAGAAGCUCAAAGAAGCAGAAGCCCUACAUCUUGAUGAGCUGAAAAAAACGAUGGCUAUGCUGAAAGCAGCAGAAGAACAGGUAAAGACUCUCAAGCAAAAACUGGAAAAGCUGACAGAUUGGAAAGACAGUCUGGAAACUGAAAUACAAGCAACAAGACAAGCUUUUCAAAAGUAUAUUGAAGCCACAUUUCCUAACCUGUCCCCUGGACAAGCAGAUUUUAUUCUGCCAUUCAGAAAAGCGUUUCAGCAGAAGGACACCCCAGAAGAAGUAGAGGACAGUGACAAGGAGUAUAAGAGAACCAGUACUGGAAAUGUGAGAUUGACAGCCAUGGGAGAACAGAACUCCAAAUAA